Molecule: messenger RNA, 279 nt
Organism: Trypanosoma theileri
Lineage: Eukaryota; Euglenozoa; Kinetoplastea; Trypanosomatida; Trypanosomatidae
Product: glycoside hydrolase family protein
Exons: 1
Biological process (GO): carbohydrate metabolic process
Molecular function (GO): hydrolase activity, hydrolyzing O-glycosyl compounds
Source: RefSeq, a predicted model, not a curated record
AUGGAAGACCCUGUCACUCUGCUCUCGAAGCUAACUGUGCAGGAGAAGGCCGACCUCUGCAGUGGUGCUGAUAUGUGGCAUACUCAUGCAGUGAACCGUCUCGGUGUACCACAGCUUUAUUUAACAAAUGGUCCAAACGGACUGCAAUUGUUUUUGGGGGAAGAGAAGGACACUGUGGAUAUUGCGUCUCUGUCGACAACAUGCUUCCCGACCGCUGUUUGUAUGGCGUCCACAUGGAACCGUGAACUAAUACAUAAGGUGGGUUCUGCUCUGGCAGAG